Messenger RNA from Amphibalanus amphitrite, 2466 nucleotides. RefSeq names its product UPF0472 protein C16orf72 homolog. The transcript is spliced from 6 exons. Lineage: Eukaryota; Metazoa; Arthropoda; Thecostraca; Balanomorpha; Balanidae. The record is from RefSeq and is a predicted model, not a curated record. Bases 447 to 1283 code for a protein of 278 amino acids.
AUAGGGAUAGGGAAUUUCCCUAUGGAAUUUCCGCAUAGAAUUUCGCAAUUCUCUGAAUAGGCUCGAAAAAAGUAAGACACCAAGAGCCCCUGAAAAUAUUUCGAAUUGAUGUUUCUGCAUUAAGAAACAUCAGAUAUGAGUCCAUUGAUUCAAGGAGAGUACAAAAGCUGUAACUUUCCAACAAGCAGGGAUGAUAAAUUUUCGAUUUCCCUAUUUUCCUCAUUAUCUUAAGGUUAAUUGCGAUAUUUUUAGAAAACCUGCAUAUAUUUAUCAAAUCUCAAUAACUCUUCCAUACAUCUGGCAGCUCUGAUCAAAGCAUGCUCUCGUGUUUUCGUGGGGCGAGGUCUUCAGCAAGGUCUUCAGCGUUUGUCUGUUUUGUUUUGGUUGGUUUUCAGGCAUUAUUUUGCCAGUACUUAGUUGUUUUUCCUUGCUGAAUAUAUUUUCACAUGUCUGAAGACAAGAGCUUGGAAGAAGACCCUUACGGCGACCUUUGGAGAUGGGAAAAUCAGUGUUUCGAGGAGUUCGAAAAUCAGCCCAGCUAUGAGUCACAGUUGCAGCAAGAAAGGGAUCUAGUGAAUCAGAAAUUGUGGCAUCUAUUUCAAAACUCAGCCACAUGCAUUGCACAACUUCAUAAAGGUGGCAGUGCCCAGGGGGAGAGGAACACCCGCUGGAUGCCAUUUCAGACUGCCGCAGGCUCAGUCACUGCCCUCUACAAAGAGUCGGUGGACAGCAUCCGCCGCUGCACGGAGCUCGGCAUCCAGCACGGACAACAGCGCAGGACCCGGGAACUGGUGGCCUUCCUGCGCCGGCGCCGGCUGAUUCGGCGUGAGGAUCUGCUGGCCUUCCUCAGCGGGAAGCCGCCACCGCCGGCGGCCGUCACUGCUAGUCGACACUCGCACAGGUCGUCGCCCCGUCCGCACCUGUCGGUAUCGGACCGCGCCUCCCCGCGGCUCUCGGAGCGCAGCUCUCCGCUGCUGGCCGGUGCCUCGAUACUGGUCACCGCCGCCCCGGCCGGCGGACACGACUGUAGUGAUGGUCUACAGCCGUUCAGGGAUGCCCUGGCGCUCAGCAGUCUUCAGGGAGCCAUGUCGGCGGUCAGUUUCCGCCCGCCCUCCCCGGCCGCUGCCUCCACCGGCACGGCCAGAAGGCGCCACUCACCGGCCAGGAGGGGACUGAGCGGCUCCCCGGCGCCCUCAGACUCGGUGAAGCGGCCGGCCACACCGUCCUCCCCCAGCGAUGUGAUAAUGGACUCGCCCACCCACAAGCGGCCGCGUCUCACAUAAUGGACUCGUCUGUCUGCCACGUCCGCCCUGCCAAAAUUCACUGUCCCCUCGCGCGUCUGGGGCGACCCUGGGGAUGGUCUGGUGGCGUAUUCGUAUCAAAUACGCUAUCAAGAAGUAUCCGUCAAUAAGUUUUUCAUCAGACUUGAUCUGACAAAAGUCAAGUCUCGGGAUACGCCAUGGGACUUCUUGUAUUUGGAUACGUCAUCAGACUUACCCAGGGUUUCAAUCAACGCCAAGGGGGCAGUGCGAAUGCUCGAACGCGGUCGGAGCGCUCGAUAAAAUUGGAUCAUGUGUGUCGAUUGUACGUCGAUUCGCUUCAAGUACCGUUGCCGUAUGAAGAUUGUAGAAAUAAUGCAUAUGGUGGAGAUGUGAGGUCUUGCAGAUACAUACAUGUAUCAAGCCAUACAUGAGGUCUUGCAUGUAUGGCUUGAUAUUCUUCUGACUAUCUCCAGCGUAUUUGUCGCUUCCUAUCUCCCGUCAGUUUUUUUCUGCCGUUUAAUCUUGGCCAUGUGAAAUCUUUCGCAACGGUCUGCCGGUGAAUAGCCGUACGGUAUGCGCUGCGAAGCCAGUGUCGCUAACCUCUUCUCUCCUACACUGGAGAAUGGUUCUUCGCAAGGCCCUUCUUCGCGAGUGGGAGUUUUCUUGGACGAGUCCGUGUUCUCGUUUCGUUUGUGCCACGGCUUCUGUGGAGAGGUGAGGAUUUGACCGGUGUUGCUACCCUCCGCUCUGAAGUAAUUAUCAGCGAUGAAAACCCCAGCUGGACUUGUACUCCCGAGAUUCGCGUGCGAUGUCUCGCGCCUGAAUAGUCGGGGGCUCGGGAUUUGUUUGUUUCGCUUGGCAUUUGCUGUCUAGUGAAUUGUGUGUGUGGUUUGAAAUGCACGCGAUUUAGCGCACCGUGUCCGCGUCGCGGGGAAAGUAUUCACCGGCCGUGUAUGGAUUUGGAAAAUGGAGGGCUGUGCAGAAUAUGAAUAUGCGCACGAGGAACUACGAAAUUCGGUUUGUUUAAAUGCGUUAUUGUGUAAAUUUUGCGGUAGUUUAGAGUGUGUACUAGCAUAGGAAGUAAUUCAAAACCCCUCAGUUACUCUUAGAUAGCGCGUUUUCUCUAUCUGUUAAUAUUGCUCGUUUUCUCCAUAUAUUAGUUUAUGAGCGUAUAAAGCUUCUAAAUAAAUGCAUUAUGCCAAAA